Cuscuta epithymum is the source of this 1297-nucleotide messenger RNA. The record is from the annotation of a GenBank genome assembly. NCBI's taxonomy places the organism in Eukaryota, Viridiplantae, Streptophyta, Magnoliopsida, Solanales, Convolvulaceae.
CUCGGAUGAAUCUUCAGUAACCGACAGCCAUUCUUUUCUAUUUUUUGCAGGUCGAUUUUUUUAUCUUAAGUGUUUUUGCCCUCCCAAACAGCCCUUCAUGGCCGCCUUUUCUUGCUUUGCCUUCCCCCUAAUCUCCGUUUCUUCCCAGGGUUAUAAGUUUUACAUAUAGUCCCGAUUAUUGAUAGGUGGAGGGGUCUGGAUGGGAGGCACAAUUCAUAUUUUGCUCAACUACUGCCCAAGUUUGGGUUCAAAGGGAAAUCAGAACUCAGUUAUUGUCACUGCUAGAACUGCAAAUCACAGACUUUACUACCAAAAAAUAGGGAAGGGCAAUCUGUGGAGUGAAUGUAGCUUUCUUGGGAAAUCAGGGGCCUCAGUUCAACCCAUAUUUGGGAGAAAGUCUUUGCACAGGAAGAAGUUCGGGGUAUCUGCAUCAUUUUUGGCAGCUUCUCAAAUUGCUAGCAGUGCGUUUACAUGGGGGACUGUAGCCGUCCUUCCAUUUUAUACAUUCAUGGUUGUUGCACCGCGGUCCGACUUGACCAAGAAAUUGAUGGGAAAUGGCACACCAUUUGUCGCACUUGGAGUGGUGUAUGCCUAUCUUCUGUAUCUUUCUUGGACACCUGAUACAUUGCGGUUUAUGUUUUCUAGCAAGUAUUGGCUGCCAGAGCUUCCCGGCAUGGCUCAGAUGUUUGCGAAUGAGAUGACUCUGGCUUCCGCGUGGAUUCACCUGUUAGUGGUGGAUCUUUAUGCUGCAAAGUACUCUAUCUUAAUUUCCCCGUCCCAUCUAUUUUGCUUUUCUCGGGUGGUGUGUGUCAAAUAAAAGUAUUGCGAUGAAUAUUGAUAGUUUUUGAACAAACAGGCAGGUGUAUGAAGACGGUAUGCAAAAUGAUGUUGAGAUCCGUCAUUCGGUGUUGCUAUGCUUGCUAUGUUGCCCCAUUGGAAUUCUGGUUCAUAUCAUAACCAAAGCUCUAGUAAAUAGCCAGAAAGGAAAACGCACAAUUCAAUAGGAAUUCCACAAUUUGUUUCUACUGCACUGUUGCUUUUAUCGCUCCAAUGGAAUUAUUAGAACUGUUAAAUCAUUGUUAAGAUGACCAUCGUGAGCCUUAUUUACACUUUUGGACUUUGGAGUUAUGUUAAUUUUUCUCAUGCCCAUUUGGUAGCACCAAUUAUGACUAGUUUGUUAUAAUUUGGGGGUGGGCAAAUCCAUUAGGUCAACUGUACGAAACCGAAGUAAAUCAAUCCAAGAUUAAACUAUAUGCAAUUCGGUUGAUUUUGGCCGUAUUUAUUCCGAUUUGAAGUA